This is a messenger RNA of Arctia plantaginis, 534 nucleotides long. Lineage: Eukaryota; Metazoa; Arthropoda; Insecta; Lepidoptera; Erebidae. The record is from the annotation of a GenBank genome assembly.
AUGUGCCAUUACUUCUGGUUGACGUGCGACGGUUUCAGCGACCUAGUCUUCGCGCUGGACCUGGUCGUCCAGCUACGUACAGGAUAUUUGGAGCAGGGGCUCAUGGUAUACGACUCGAAAAAGCUAGCAAAACAUUAUCUUAGCUCACGCCCGUUUCUACUAGACAUCGCCUCUUUGACCCCAUUAGAUCUUCUCCAGUUGAAGAUUGGCACAAAUCCCAUCAUCCGAUUCCCCAGAUUUCUUAAGGUAUACAGAGCAGUAAGCUGCUACUACAUAGUGGAGUCCAGGACGGUAUAUCCGAAUUUCUGGAGAGUCAUCAACCUCAUCCAUAUCCUGCUCAUCUUAGCACACUGGUUCGGGUGCUUCUACUACUUGCUCUCGGAAGCUGAAAAAUUCCAGGGUGAUUGGGUCUACCCAUACCGUCCUGGAGAAUACGCCACCCUUACCAGGAAGUAUCUUGGCUCCCUGUACUGGUCAACCCUCACUCUCACCACCAUAGGAGAUCUGCCAACUCCUGAAACCAACGCCGAGUAA